UCUGCUAUGGGACGGGUCGCUAUUAUCCAAACUAUUCUUCCCGCCUCACCCUGAUACAGGUGUACGAUUACUCGGUGCUAUGCAUCGCAUAUUAGUAUGGCAGAAAUUGAGUGCGAGAGGCUUAUCACUCAUGUCCUCGGCGAGUCUUGUGGCGUUGACUGUCCAAUUAACUAUGCGCAGACUAUCGAUGGGACUGUCAUUGAGACCGACAGCUGGCUCGUAUCUACAUUGGAGAUAAAGCGUAUUCACGAUGCACGCGACAGGAUGUUUUGCAACCUCUCUGGGAGGCAGACCUGAGGUCUGUUACACACUGACGUGCAAGAAUACUUCGGCUCAUACGUUUCUGAUCCUGCCACUGGCAAGCUCGUUGCUUGUCCAUGCUCUCCGACAUGGACAUUGGAUUGUACUGGACGAGCUGAACUUGGCACCUACAGACGUGUUGGAAGCUCUUAAUUGGUUGCUAGACGACAACCGGGAGCUCAUCAUUCCGGAGACACAAGAGGUCAUUCGCCUACAUCCACACUUUUCGCAACGUAGUACUAGAAUCCUCCUGGCCUAUAUGCAGGGAGCAAGGUUUUGUCCCGUGCCUUCCGACAUCGUUUCCUCGAGGUUCACUUCCAGGAUGUGCCUCAAGCGGAGCUUGAAACCAUUCUCUGCCAGCGUUGCCGUAUCGCGCCUUCCUAUGGCCAGAAAAUCAUCAGCGUGUUCCGUGAAUUACAGCAACGUCGUCGGUUCUGCAACUUUUCGUGAUCUCUUUAGAUGGGCCGGUCGUGAUGCAGGAGGUUAUCAAGAGUUGGCAGAGAAUGGGUAUAUGCUACUUGCAGAAUAUAUUAUGCGCUGUUACCGACUCCUGCUAUCAGCAUAUGUUUUUCAUUCACGGAUUCGGUUCACGACAAGCCCAGAUCUUAGUAGGGGUAAGGUACUUGGUUCCAACGAAGUCGAAGUCGAGGGGAGAAAUCAAUGAAGCGACUUCCAGGUCAUGAAAACGGCGAACUGGAUUUGUCCACUUGUACUCCUAAACAACUGCCAGACGUUGGCUACCUGCCUGUACCCUCUGCAAUUUUCGUUCACUUUUCAAUAAUUGGUGCUUCUAAACGUCU
Suillus discolor is the source of this 1100-nucleotide messenger RNA. RefSeq lists its product as uncharacterized. The transcript has a single exon. Gene Ontology annotation, cellular component: preribosome, large subunit precursor. Gene Ontology annotation, molecular function: ATP hydrolysis activity; ATP binding. NCBI's taxonomy places the organism in Eukaryota, Fungi, Basidiomycota, Agaricomycetes, Boletales, Suillaceae. Bases 251 to 964 code for a protein of 237 amino acids. Gene Ontology annotation, biological process: ribosomal large subunit assembly; rRNA processing. The record is from RefSeq and is a predicted model, not a curated record.